GCCACCGCCACCUACGCAACACCAGACGCUCCAGCAGUCCAGCACUCGGAGCUCGCGCGCCCGACGGCCCACCAUGAUCAUCCCCAAGAAGAACCGCAAUGAGAUCUGCAAGUACCUCUUCAAGGAGGGCGUGCUGUAUGCCAAGAAGGACUACAACCUGGCGAAGCACCCACAGAUUGAUGUGCCCAACCUCCAGGUGAUCAAGCUCAUGCAGAGCUUCAAGUCCAAGGAGUAUGUCAGAGAGACCUUCUCCUGGCAGUACUACUACUGGUACCUCACCAACGAUGGCAUUGAGCACCUACGCAACUACCUGAACCUCCCGUCUGAGAUCGUGCCUGCCACGCUCAAGAAGUCUGCCAGGCCACUGGGCCGUCCAUUUGGCUCUGGCCCUCCUGGUGACCGCCCAAGGGGCCCUGGUCGUUUUGAAGACAGACCAAGGUUUGGAGACAGGGAUGAGUACCGUGGUGGCCCUCGUGGUGCUCCCGGUGACUUUGGUGGCGAUAAGAGUGGAGCUCCUGCUGAGUUCCAGCCAUCUUUCAGGAGUUCUGGCGCAAGGCCUGGCUUUGGCCGUGGUGGUGGCAGCGGCUUUGGCGCUGGCCCGACCUCUUCCAUGGAGUGAACAGUGAAGCUGCCCUUAGUUUGGACAUGAUGUUUCCCCUCCCGUGAGGCGUUUAAUUUUGAAGGACGGUUAUUAUGUACUAGUAAUGUUUUCCGGAUCGGCUAGUGCUGACAUGCAAAAAAAAUGUUCCAUAUUUAU
This is a messenger RNA of Zea mays, 757 nucleotides long. RefSeq names its product 40S ribosomal protein S10. The record is from RefSeq and is marked validated. Gene Ontology annotation, molecular function: RNA binding; structural constituent of ribosome. The transcript has 5 exons. Gene Ontology annotation, cellular component: cytosolic small ribosomal subunit. NCBI's taxonomy places the organism in Eukaryota, Viridiplantae, Streptophyta, Magnoliopsida, Poales, Poaceae. The coding region runs from base 74 to 619 and encodes 181 amino acids.